AUGGAAACUUAUUUAUUUGAAUUUAUUGAAGCUUUUACGCAUUUAAUACUUUAUAUAACAAGCAUUUAUUCUAAUGAAUAUUUUGAAAAAAGAAGAAAAUUCAAUGCUUUAAUAUGGCAUUGUACAAAUAAAGAAGUAGAAAAAUAUAUACAACAGGCAUUGUAUCCUAUUAAAAAAUUUUUGUUAAAUAAAAGUUUAUAUAAAUUUAGAAUCAUUUUAAAAAAUUUGAAAAAUGAGGUAUUAAAUAUAUAUACCGUCGAGUUUGAGCAAUUCUACAAAAAUUAUACACAAUUUAGUUACUCUUCUUUUGAACAAUUUGUUUGGGAUUUUUUUACUUACAUUGAAAUGCAAAUAUACGAAAAUUAUAACAUAGAGAAGACAUUUGAAAUAUCUUUUGAUAUUCUGAGAGAUGAUGAAGAUAAUAUCUUAUUAAAUGAGAAUUUAAAAGAUGAUUGGGAAUUAAUUUCAUAUGACAAUCUGGAUAUAUUUGAUAAAAAAAUAUUAAAGAGUAUGAAUAUUUCUGAUGAAAAUUCAUCCAAUCCUAUAUGCCAAAUAUAUGUAGAAAGUAGAAAAAGUAUAAAUUGA
Plasmodium relictum is the source of this 585-nucleotide messenger RNA. Its product is annotated as HORMA domain protein, putative. Bases 1 to 585 code for a protein of 194 amino acids. Lineage: Eukaryota; Apicomplexa; Aconoidasida; Haemosporida; Plasmodiidae. Gene Ontology annotation, cellular component: zeta DNA polymerase complex. The transcript has 7 exons. The record is from RefSeq and is a predicted model, not a curated record.